AUGUCUGACUGGGAGAACGUCACCAAGAUCGGCAGCCGUGUCCGCGGCGGCCCCGCUGCCCCUCGCGAGACUGUCGUCCGUGGCAAGAGCGCACUCAACGCUGCUCAGAGGAGCGGUGGCGUCGUCGCUACGGAGAAGAAGUUUGCGUCUGCCAAUACCCGCUCCGCCGUCGAGGGCCAGCACCUCACCAAGGUCGACCGCUCGGAUGACAUUGUGAAGCCCAAGACCGUGGGCACCAAGGUCGGGGAUGCCAUCAAGAAGGCGCGCGCAGAGGCAAAGAACGACAAGGGCGGCACCAUGACCCAGAAGGACCUGGCCACAAAGUGCAACUCGACCCCCACCAUCAUCGCCGACUUCGAGCGCGGCACCGCUGCGCCCGACCAGAAGCUGCUCGGCAACAUGGAACGCACGCUCAACGUCAUUCUGCGGGGCGACAAGAUCGGCGAGCCCAAGUUCCCCAACAAGAAGAAAUAA
This is a messenger RNA of Diplodia corticola, 474 nucleotides long. RefSeq names its product multiprotein-bridging factor 1. Gene Ontology annotation, cellular component: nucleus. The record is from RefSeq and is a predicted model, not a curated record. NCBI's taxonomy places the organism in Eukaryota, Fungi, Ascomycota, Dothideomycetes, Botryosphaeriales, Botryosphaeriaceae. The transcript has 2 exons. Gene Ontology annotation, molecular function: DNA binding. Bases 1 to 474 code for a protein of 157 amino acids.